Messenger RNA from Tachysurus vachellii, 547 nucleotides. RefSeq names its product cystatin-B-like. NCBI's taxonomy places the organism in Eukaryota, Metazoa, Chordata, Actinopteri, Siluriformes, Bagridae. The transcript has 3 exons. The coding region runs from base 78 to 410 and encodes 110 amino acids. The record is from RefSeq and is a predicted model, not a curated record. Gene Ontology annotation, molecular function: cysteine-type endopeptidase inhibitor activity. Gene Ontology annotation, cellular component: cytosol.
GUCAUUUGGUUAUUUCAGUAAAGCUCUGAGACUUUAGAUUAAACAUUUUAUCUACUUUUGCUUCCAGACAAAUAAAAAUGGAUAUUGUGUUAGGAGGGCUCAGUGAGUUGAAGGUUGCCGACAAAGAAGUGCAGAAAAUCUGUGAUGAGAUAAAGCCAGAGGCGGAGAAACAAGCUGGAAGGACAUUUGAUGUCUUUACUGCUAAAUCUUACCAGACACAGUUGGUAGCUGGGACGAAUUUCUUCAUCAAGGUCCAUGUGGGUGGUGAGGAGUUUGCUCACCUGCGUGUAUAUAGGAUGUUGCCAUGUUAUGGAGGAAAACUCGAACUUCAUGGAAUACAGAUACCCAAAGCACAAAAUGACCCCAUUGAAUACUUUGAAAUUGAGAUUACUGAUGAAAUGACACAGUAAUAACACUUACAAACAGGGGGGUUAUUGAAAUUGUGUUACAUAUGGAAUAUCACCUGCUUAAAGCUGACAAAGUUGUAUUUUCUGCACUGACAAGAAAUUAGAAGCUUCUUCAGUUAAAUAAAAAAGCCAAUAUUAAA